Messenger RNA from Rosa rugosa (rugosa rose), 1662 nucleotides. Its product is annotated as lipid phosphate phosphatase 2-like. Gene Ontology annotation, biological process: phospholipid metabolic process. The coding region runs from base 248 to 1135 and encodes 295 amino acids. The transcript is spliced from 9 exons. The record is from RefSeq and is a predicted model, not a curated record. Gene Ontology annotation, molecular function: phosphatidate phosphatase activity. NCBI's taxonomy places the organism in Eukaryota, Viridiplantae, Streptophyta, Magnoliopsida, Rosales, Rosaceae.
UUACAAGCGCCCUUGAACCCUUUGAAUUUCAAAGGUUCCUCUUCACCACUGUACCACGGGCCUCUCUCUCUCUCUGAAUUACGAUUGCUGCACAGGGAGGAGGUCCGGGGGAGUUUUGUACUUCACAAAUCGGCGGGCACUUAUCUCUGGGACGAAGAAAAUAGUUAAAGCUACAGGCAUUUGAUUCAUCCAUUGCUAGCUACCAGUUGAUUUCAAAUUGGUAUAGUAACAUUUCAACCAGGAGAAGAUGCCAGAAAUUCAAUUGGGAACUCACACGUUGAAAUCUCAUGGACUCAAAGUGGCAAAUGUGCACAAGUAUGACUGGAUGAUUCUUCUAGUUCUUGGGGCGAUCGAUAUUACUUUGAAUGUCAUCGAGCCUUUUCACCGGUUUCUUAAUCAAGAUAUGAUGACUGAUUUGAAGUACCCCCUUCAGCUAGACACUGUACCAAUGUGGUGUGUUCCGAUUUACGCUGUAUUCUUGCCGGUUGGUAUCUUUUUUGCGUUCUACUUCGUCAGAAAGGAUAUUUAUGACUUGCACCAUGCUAUGUUGGGUCUUGCAUAUUCAAUUUUGAUAACUCUGGUUAUCACCGACUCAAUUAAAGAUGCUGUUGGUCGCCCCCGUCCCGACUUCUUCUAUCGGUGUUUUCCUGAUGGACAAGAGGCAUAUGAUGCGUACUAUGGUGAUGUUUUAUGUACUGGAGAUAAGGAUGCUAUAAGGGAAGGAUAUAAAAGCUUUCCUAGUGGCCAUUCUUCAGUGUCAUUUGCAGGCCUCGGUUUUCUUGCGUGGUACUUGGCUGGAAAGAUCAAAGCAUUUGAUCGUCGAGGCCAUGCUGCAAAGCUGUGCAUUGUGAUUUUUCCACUACUUUGUGCUGCUCUGGUAGCAGUCUCGCGGGUGGAUGACUACUGGCAUCAUUGGGCAGACGUCUUCACUGGUAGUCUUAUAGGAAUUGUCAUAGCAUCAGUUUGUUACUUGCAGUCCUUCCCUUUUCCAAACCAGGAAAAUGGGUGGGCACCUCAUGUAUAUUUUCGAGUGAUGGCUGCACAGCUGAGUGAUGCCUCGGCGACAAGGCUUAACAAUCUCAAUAUGCGAAGACCAGACGUUGAAGCUCCAGUUGAUUUCAGUCCACCAGCUUGAUGCUUCCAUGCACAUGGAAGCUGUGAGAAGAUAUUACACUAGUAUAGAAUUCAUAUGAUCCAAGGCAUUUGCAGCAUUCAAGAUUCAGAUGAGGAGGUCCCGGAGGAGGAGACGUUAUCGUAGGCUAGGAAGUGUGGUUAUUACUGAGGAAAAUGCAGCAGCAGGAGGGAGAGGGACUCUAAAGUUUUGGAAAAUUAGAGUGACCCCGAAACUGCGGCUCAAGGUUACAACAUCAUCGAUGGCUGUUCUGAGGAGGCUUAGGAAUGCUUAUGUGGGAAUGAUGCUUUGUUUUGCUGGCCGUGUUGCUCAGUUGAAUUCAUGGUAGUUUCCACUUGUUUCAGAAGACAUGUUCCACAGUUCUUUGCUUCACAGCAACUGAUGAUCAAGGUUGGUUGGCUUAUCAAUUUCUUAGAACUGAGCUGAGGAACAAUUUGUAACCUUUUGUAUGUGUAUGAAUGAACCCAUUUUCCUAGAACGGAUCCUAUGUAACAAUUUUUAUCCAUAACUAGGAUUGAAGUUUUUAAGUA